Molecule: messenger RNA, 6952 nt
Organism: Argiope bruennichi
Lineage: Eukaryota; Metazoa; Arthropoda; Arachnida; Araneae; Araneidae
Exons: 19
Coding region: 577-5292 (1571 amino acids)
Source: RefSeq, a predicted model, not a curated record
ACCGCGUCUUCCGCGUGGGCUCUGAUGCUGACUCACCCGCCGCUCCGAUCAAUUCUGGCCUCUCUGCCGUAGACCACUGAGUCUUCUCUGCGCAGGUUGGAUGCCGGACUCAAUUUAAAUCAUUCGGGGUUUUAAUGAAGUUAACGAGUUGCGCCUCCGAGAGGGAAUUUUGCGCUUUUCUUAAGAAAUGACGGACUCGCCGUGACUCAUAAGGUCGCUUUGUUUCGGUAAUAGGCUGGAGGAUUAAGUUAUUACGCGGUAUUCGGUAAGACUCUGUCAUCCGGAGCUGGUCUUCGACUCCAAAGUCGUGUUUGUUUUGAAAGGAAGACUCGUGUUUUAAUGGAUAUGUAUAGUUGUACACAUUUGGGAAUGUUAAUUUCAGAUAACUAACUGCAUUCAUUAAACAAAGGGAAAAAAACGACGUUUUUGACACCUCCCAACUGUUGCAGGAAUGUACGAAUCUUUUGGUCGAACCAACCACCGUAAAUCCGAAGAUUUUUUUACGAAGCCAGCUACCGCUAGAACCUGCGUCACACGACCAGCGAAAAGAAUCGAACGAGUCCGAGCUCACGCGACAUGAACGGCCGCGUUUUUGCCGUCAACCGGUCGCCAGUUCUCGCCUGGAAUAUUGAGCCCCAGCUUCAAGUGCCGUAUCCUGACAUGCCAGCCGCCGCCGCAGCCGCUAUUUCGCCUAUCGUGCCCGCAGCCUCCGACCCGUAUGGCCGCUGCUGGCAAAACCAAGUGGAUUCUGGUACCAGCUUUCCAUAUUUUGGAACAUUGUAUAAUAAUUCACUGCCUCCAACGGCUUAUCGCUUACAACCAAGCUGUAUGUCUAACCUUGGACAGUUUUGGCCUCCCACUCCUCCACCAGAUGGCUGUGGCAGAUUUGAUGGUAGUAAUUUGUAUUUUGGUCCACCAGUUUUGAGACAUGCUGAAAAUAUGUCAUCAAAUAUCCGUAACUCAUUCCCAAGCCUUGGGCAUUAUUCUCAUCUUGUUGAAACUCCAAAAGAGCAAAAUCAGCGUUUGUUCAAACGAGAAACGCAGAUUUCCCCUAAUGUUAGUGCACCAAGCAUAUCUAUGUGCUCAUCUGGUUCAAAGUCUGAUAACCUAAAUAGUUGUUGUGUUGUUGAUAGUAAAAUGAAAUCUCAAAUUUCUAUAACCCAUAGCCUUCCCAAGCCAGAUCUACAUAUAGUAUCUUCAGGCCAUGAACCAUAUUUAUGUGCUCCUGAUAUCAGAAGCAGCUCAAGUGUACAUCCAUCCACAGAUAAAUCUUGUUUUUCACCAUCUCAUACAAUGAAAAAUAAUUUGAAUUUUCAUAGUUCAUCUCAGGACAACAUCCACAGAACGAAAUCCAUGCCUGGAAAUCAGGAAAACUGUAAUGCUUCACCUCUAAAAAAUGUCUAUUUUUCGCAUUACGAAAGUGAAAACAUCAAUUCUGUGCACAGUAAAAAUUUUGAAAAGAGUAAUGAAAGACAAUUUCAGAUUGAACAUAAAAAUAGUCCACAUAUGAGUGGUAAUAAAUCCAAGCAUCUAUAUCAGUCACCAAAUAGUUAUAGCCUUGCCAAUUUUUCACCUAAAAAACAAAAUUAUCAAAGUGGACAAGAUUUCCACAAUGGGAUGCCGAACUCAAAUGCAGCCAGAGUAGAUAAAGAUGGCGUAAUGUUGAUCAAAGAACAUUACAAGCAUAAGUCAAACAUAUGUAAAGUGAAACCUGAAAAAAGUGUUCACUCUGAUUGCAAAUUUCAAAAGAACAUCUCAAAAAGUUCUGUAUUGAUUCAGGGACCAGAAUAUAAAAACUCUGAUGUGUUCAACAUCCCUACCUCAGUUUUACAUCCUAAAAUUGAGCCAAGUGAUAAAUAUUUUCUAUCUAGCUGUUCUUCCACUGCACCAAGCUGUAUGGCUUCUUCUUAUACAACUUCAGGUCCAUUUCUCAUUGAUAAAGAUUUACCUUCAGAUCUCAGGCCAAGUGCUAGCUAUCAUAAUAACAUUUAUCAAAAUUCUUGCUCUCUUGGUAAACCAUGGCAUUAUAAUGAAUUGCCUACUAUUAGCUUGGACAGCUACUUCCAGUCACCUGAAGCAGCCAAGCCACCAUCUCGGAAUCCACCUGGUGUUUCCCCAGCUCUUUAUGAAGGUUUAAUAUCUGUUGCUCAAACUGCCCCUCAAGAUAUUGAAGUUGUAAAAGUAGCUGGGACAUUGCAGAGUAACAUUCACCCUCCUUCUCUUGCUAAGAACUGUAAAACUUUUGAAACUGAUGAUGAAGUUCAAAUAAUUGGUGUACAGACAAAAAAUUCAUCAGCUAAAUAUGAAGCAAGGCAUUCAUCUGAGAAAAAAUCAAGUGCUCAUCAACCCAUCCCCACUUCAGAACCUCUAUGCUUAAAACAAACUAAAAUAGAACCAGGCAUUGGAUUUUGUAAAAGUGAUUCUGAUCCUGAGGAGCAUAAAAGAAUGAAAUCACCUCUUGUAUCACCACCUACUCUGAGAUGUGAAACCAUUAUUUUAGAUGAGGAAGAAAAGAAACCCAAUUUACUGCCUGAAAAUUUGAAAAUCAGUACUGAAAAACCAGUUUUAUUACAAAAUGAUGAUUCAGAUUUCAAAUCAGAUUGCAAGAAUGGAUCUCCAUGUAAAACUAUAUCUAUUAAACAAGAAUCAAUCAGUGAGACUGAAUCAGUCAGUGAAUCUGAAAUGCUGCCUGUUGAAUGUUUUGAUGAAAGGAAAAAUGGUACAAUUUUAUCAAAGCCUUGUGAACUCUCUGGUCAGGGUGACUCUAAAACCUCUGAAAAGGAAAUAAAAGUGAGAGAAGAUGGAAAAAUAAUUGUAAAGGUUGAAACUGUCCAAGAUCAGGAAAUAGCAUACAAUGAAAACCAUGGACUUAAUAUGUUAUUAAAUGGCAUUGAGAAAGUAAUAUCCUUUGAAAAGUCUGAUCACAAUUUGAACCAUUCUUCAUAUAUAGAGGAAAAACUUAUAAAUCCUUGUGAAGUUUCUAAAGAUGUUUCUAAUGAGCAUGUCUCUACCUAUAAUUCAUUAAAAAAGAUUAAUAUCCGUGGUUUAGACCUCCUGUCUGUAAUAGCAGGACAACGUUUAGUAUCUGAAUUUGAUAACAUUAAGUCAGAAACUGUUGAUGGAAGUUUAAAUUGCAACUAUCCUGAGGUGAAAGAAUGCAAAAUAUUAUCAGAAGAUCAGUCAAAACAAGUCUCUGAUAUUUCCAAGAAUUCCUAUAAAACUUCUGUAUCUGAAAUUCAAAAUAGGCUUGUUGAAUUGAGGAAGAAAUAUAAACAAAAGCAAAAAGAACUGUCCCGUUUGAAACCUAAAAAGAGGUUUGCUAAUUCAUAUUUGAAAGGAAAGCAAAAGGCGGCAAAAGAUAAUUCUGAUGACAGCUCAUUUUCAAACAACUCAUGCACAACAGAUGAGAACAGAAACAGUUCUUUUUGUUCUAUGAACAGUGAUCAUGAAGCUGAAAAAAUGGAAACUGUAAAUGAAAGGCUUGACGAUUCAAAUUACAAGACUGAAUGUGAAAACGUAGUGGAUAUGAAAACAAAGCGCAGCCCACGGAUUUCAUCCAUUAAAAGAGAGUGUUCUGAAGAAAUCUCGCCAACAUGUUUGGAAAGAAGAGUCACUAGGAGAAAUUUAGGGAAAUCAAAAUCCAGCUCUAAACUAUUGGAAAUGUCAGAAGAAUCAAAAAGUAUAAAAAGAAAUUCUAAAAGUAAAUCUAGCAACCUGAAAAAAUACCAAGAAUCAGCCUUGAAUUGCUCACCUAAUGCCUCUGCAUCAUCAGGCUCAAAAUCAUCUUUGUGGAACAAAAGUUCUUCAAAAAAAUCUUCUCGUCUUUCAGAAGGCACCAAAGUUUAUUCUUUACGUCACUCGUCCCAGAAUCCAAAUAAAAAGAUUGAAUCAACUGAGAUAACAGCAUUUGUUUCAAAAACCAUAUCCAGUAAAAGGAAAUCUGAUAAUCCUAAGAAAUAUAUACCAUCAAAACAGAGCAAAAUGAGUGAAACUAUAAUUGCAAAACAGCUGCGAAGUAGAAUAUUAUUUGAUACAUCUGGUACUACAUCUGAUGAUGAUAAUUUAAAGGAUGGUGUUCCAGAUGAUUUAUAUAUUGCUUUAAUGAAAUGCCAUUUAGGAGAUGAAACUAAGAGUGGAAAUAAAUUGUUAAAAAAUAUUGAUACAUCUAAAUCUUCUGGUGAAGGUCCUUUUGGAUAUCCAGAGCCCAGUCUAUUGAGCACAGAGCAUUUAGUUGAAAGGCAAAGAUUAUUGGCUUUAGAAGACGGUUUAUUUUAUGCUGGUUUCAUCAAAGAGUGCAAUGCUCCAAAAAAAUUUGGAAUAGUUUUAGAUGGACAGAGAGGAAAUAGACUCCAUAUGUUUACCCGAGAAGAACUCCUUACUCAAGCUAUUGUGGAGUCCAAACCUCUCACUUCAGAACUUCCAGAAGGUACUCGAGUUUGUGCUUACUGGAGUCAACAAUAUCGAUGUCUUUAUCCUGGUGUUAUUGGAAAAGCUCCUUGUCCAAGUGCAGACUGGUCAGAACCUAGGGUCUUUGUUCUCUUUGAUGAUGGUGAUUCAGGUCAAAUUCCAACAAAGAAUGUGAGAUUAAUACCAGAAGAUAUUAUUCCAAUUGAAAGGGUUACUAAGACUGAUCAUGAGAAUGAAUUAAGUGGCUGUUAUAGCAAACAAAGAACAAGUAGUAGAGGAAGAUCCCGGAAACUAAAAUGUUCCACUCCAAAGCGUUCAAAUAUCAAACAUAGUGAUGCAAGUAAUGAAAAUGAAUCCAAAGAAUCUAGCUGUGCAAGCAUCAAUGAAUCGUCUUGUGAUGAUAGUUGUUUUAUGGAUUAUUCUUUGUCUCCUAGUCAAACACCAGAAAACCGUAAUAGCAUCUCCUAUUCUGUGAUGAACAGCUGCACAGAUAGUGGAAAGCUGGAUAAGAGACAAAGAAAGCAUUCAAAGCGAAGGACUUCUCGCCGAGUUAAACUUGAGCGUGUUGAUUUGUCAGAAGUAAAGGAUAAGUGCGAGGCCAAAACCAAGCGUCAUAAAAAAUACAAAGACAAGCAUCGCAAGCAUCAUCACCACCAUCACCGGCAUCAUCAUCACCACCACCACCAUCAUCAUUCCAAAAAGCGAAAGCACCGAAGGAAAAAUGCUAAAAAUGUAACACCUCAGGACUUGGAGAACUGCAUUCCAUGUAACAACAACCUCAAAUCUUACAAAGAUAUUCAACCAAGAGCAAAAGCAUGCACAGACCUCAUAGAACAUUCCAGCACUGUAAAUCUACCUCAAAGUGAACAAAAUAGAGUUUGCUAGAGAAGAUUUUACUUUGGGGGGAAAUGGGGUUACUUAAAAAGAUAUGUAAAAAAAAAUGAUAAAUUUUGUUUUUCUAUAUGAUGUUUACUGCAUUGGCUUUUAUGUGUGUAUGCAUGCAUGUGUGAUAUAAUUGCAGAUGUACAGUGAAGAAUAGUGUCUUUGAAAUUCUUAUGCUUACCAUCCUUAUAUAAAUACAAGUUACAGAUUGGGAAAAAAUCUUGUACAAUUCUAAGGAAAAGGAAGAAAAAAAACUUAGUUUCAAUGAAAGCUUGGUUCAUUAAAUAGCUUCCCUGCAUACUGUGCAAAUAGAUCUUACAUUUUUUAUUUAUGUUCAAAGCUUAAGUAUUUAAACUUAUUGCAUAUACUGUAUGCCUUAAUUAUUUAUUUGAUAAUAAAUUUUUGAUUGUCAACACUAAGUAAAUAGUAGAAAAUCUUGUGCACCACUAAAUAUAAUAUGAAAGUUUCAAAACAUUUCAAGUUUAAUUUGAAGUUCAGUUUUUCAACUAAUAUUCAGUAUACGUUUUAGAUCAUUCCAGGUAUGUUUUUUUAUAGAUGCAAUCUAUUUUAUCCUUGCAAUUUUUUUCCUUUCUUAUUUUAUUUGUUCAUUCAUUCAUAUUUUAUUCCCAUAAAUCAAAUUAACAUGCUACGAAGAGAGAAAGAAAUAAGGGCAAAGUAAUAAAAUUAAAUCAAAUUAGAUAUUUUCUUUCUUUAUCAACAGAUUGUUAAGUGUUAUUGAUUUAAGUCCAGCAUGAAAAUAUGCUUUCCACAUUUUACACCCACUCUCAAAAAAAUUUUAAUUUUGUUUGUGGAGUUUUCUUACUAUAUAUAAAGGGGGGGGGGUGAAGCAAUUUUUGAUUGAAUAAAUGAUUUAAUUCCCCUUUUUACUUACAAAUAUCAGAUUUGUUUUUUACUUUUUUAAAAAAUCAUUUAAGAGAUAGAUUUUUGUGGUAGUUUUUUUUUUUUUUUUUUUUUUUGUAAGUAAUUUAUGAAGAUGAAAUAAAUUUUGUUUUCAACAGUUUAUUUUUUUAAAAAAAACAUCAGUUUGCCUUCUGUAAAUAAAAAGAUUGGAGUACAUCAAUUAUAAUCGUUAGAAAAUUGAAGCUGCUGUGCAUUUUUAUAUUAUAAUACAGGAGAAAAUAUAGUAGUCCAAAUAUGUUUGUUCAGUUACAUAUUUUCCUUCUUAGUUUUUGUGGGGGGGGGGGAUCUGACUUUGUUACCUAAUAAUACUAUUUUGAGUGUACAAGAUUUACAUUUUGUACAAUGUGCCAAGGGAAGCAGAAUUAAAUGUUUUAAAACCUUGCUUUCUGUCUUCAAAGUUAAAAAAUUGCAAAAAAGAAAAAAAAAAAAAAAUUUUUUUUGGAGUGUUUUGUUCUAUGUGUAAAGUAAAUACAUAGGAAAUAUCAAAUUUAUAAAUAUUUAUCUUGUGGGGUAGAAAGUUUUAUUAUCUGUUGAGUUUUAAGUCCUGUUUGCUUUUAUUGAUUUGUUAGUAAUUUCUUCAUGUGCUUAAGAUGCUAUUCGCUUUUAUGAAUGUCUAUAAUGUACAGUAUAUAUAAUAAAAGCCUCUUAAUGAUUUUAUUUUUUACAAAGAAACUAAAAUAUGUACGUUCUUUGAGUUCUGUAAAUUUUUAUGUACCAUAACAAUAAACCUCAAAGUAUGUGA